Messenger RNA from Eimeria mitis, 1959 nucleotides. RefSeq lists its product as uncharacterized. NCBI's taxonomy places the organism in Eukaryota, Apicomplexa, Conoidasida, Eucoccidiorida, Eimeriidae. The record is from RefSeq and is a predicted model, not a curated record.
AUGUGGGGUGUAGCUGUGGGGUCACCUUAUGCUCGUUUGGUUGCGCCUCUAUCACCGCAGCAAAUAGCAGAGGACCUGAAGCUGAAGCCAGAGAGCAGCAGCAGCGGUGCUGCUGCUGCUCCUGUGCUUGCAACGGCUCUAGGGGCCCCUAUACCUGUGUCAACUAUAUUUGCUGCUGGGGUCCCCGUAUCUGGCUGCUUCUUACAUCCUGCUGCAGUGCGUCUUGCUGCUGGUAUCUCUGCUUUUAUUCUUGUUGAGCUUGUUGCUGUUGCGUCGGUCUGCUGCUGCUGCUUCCUCACCGGCGAGACAAAGAGGUUUAGUACUCUUCCUAUUGCGGGGCUGCCAGGGGGUGCUGCUUUCCUCACCGGCGAGACAAAGAGGUUUAGUACUCUUCCUAUUGCGGGGCUGCCAGGGGGUGCUGCUGCUGGGGCAUUGAAUAGCGGCUCUUCUGGGGGCGCAGCAGCAGCAGCAGCAGCAGCAGCAGCAGCUGUCACCGCAGCUGUCACUGCAAGAAAGGGAAGUCUAUGGAAAGACGUAACCAGCAGCAGCCAGAUCAUUCGUCUGGGCCUCUGCGCUCUGCUGCAGCUGGCGGGGGCCCCCCUCGAGUGUGCGGGUACAGCAGAGCAGCCUCAGGCGGCACAGGGGGGCCCCGCAGGCAAAGCAAUAAGGUUGCAGCAGCAGCAGCAACAAGGAGUAGUUGGGACGACUGGAGCAGCAGCAGCUUCAGCAGGAGCACCAGCAGCAGCAGCAGCUGCUGCUGCUGCGGGGGCUGUGAUGAAUGGAGGGGGCGGCAGCAGUAUCUUUGAGUCUGCAGACGAACGCGCGGCCCUAGAUGCAAGCGAAUACGCCCUGCGGCUAUCUCAUCUGCUGUGGGGUGCUGUUGAGGUGGAGGUGGCUCGGCUGAGAAGGCUAAGGCAGCAGCAGCAGCAGCAGCAGCAGCUGCAGCAGCUGCAGCUGCUGGUGGUGGUGCUUCUGCACCGACUGCUGCAACCGCAGCGAACAGCAGCGCCGGCAGCAGCAGCAGCAACAGCAGCAGCAAAAGCAAACGCUCCCAGUCAUGCUGCUGCUGCAGCUGCUGCUGCUGGUGGUGGUGCUUCUGCACCGACUGCUGCAGCCGCAGCGAACAGCAGCGCCGGCAGCAGCAGCAGCAACAGCAGCAGCAAAAGCAAACGCUCCCAGUCACACUACCCCAAGCCCCCCGUCUCUCAGCCCCUCCCCCUGCAGGGCCUCCCCGGCUGGCUGAGCGGCUGCUACUGGAGCGAAGCAGAACUGCCCUGGGAUAGAACCGACACAGACAGAGAUACUGACGCAGAUGUCGCGCGGGGCGCGAAGCAGGUGGCUGGAGUGGAGUUGUUUCUGCCCCCCGGCAUCGCAACGUCUUGUUUGCCUCUGUCUUGUCUCCUCGUGGCUCUGCGCUGUCUCCGCACGCCGGCUAUACGGCGAAACGUAUUCAUGUUGGUGCCGCUGGCAGCAAGACUGAUGCUGCUGUCUCGCGCUGCUACAGCAGCACCUGCUCUGGCCCCUGGGUACCUUCCUGCUGCUCCUUUGGCUGCUCGUGAUGCAGCAGCAGCAGCAGCAGCAGCAGCACGGGGCAUCCCGUUGUUGUGGGGUCCGCCUGGUAGCCACGCAGCAGCAGCAGCAGCUGCUGCUGCUGCAGCAGAAGCUAAUGGAUGGAGGUGGGAAGCAUCAGAAGUAUAUGAUGUUACUGGGGAUAUAUCUUAUAAGCUGGCCUGCUGCUUCAUGCUGCUGUAUGGACAGCCGUUGCUGCCGCGGCAGCCACCGCCCCUCGACAAGCUCACUAUACAAACAACAAAAGAGAAAAUGAAGAAUACUUUUAUUGAGGUUUCUCUACCCACCACCAUGCUUGGGGUGUAUAUACACCGCAGCGUUCAGAGGUGUACGGGCUGGAGUCUGCAUGAAAAUGUAAGCCGCACACACACACCAGCAGCAGCACAGUAG